GCUAAUGUCCAUGCACCCCACUCCUUUGUUCAAAUUGUUCAAGUGGAUCGACCGUUUUUCCAAGUGGCUGAAAUAUGCUAGCCCGAUGCUAAGGCGACUUUCUAGAGCAACCACAGAUGUUGACUUGUCUGAAGUUCUAUUGCUACCCAACACUGAUAAUCGAGCUCAACUACUGUCUCCGAGGGUUGGCAAAAUUUCUCGUUUCGGUAGUUUUUUACCACUUUGUGUUGGCGUGUGCACGCUGGGUCUGGUUGGCGUAUAUGUUUCGUUAUUUCUUAGUGGAAAACUGUUUUGGUUUAGAAAGGGAGAGUUUGACUUUAUUUCACAGUCCUCCCUUAUUUAUGGACCCCGAAAUGGCUCGAGUUCGAAUAUAUAUGCAGAAGUAGAAAGUAGACUCAUUCCUCACUUCCGUUUUGUUACAGUAAGUUCGGAUGACUGGGGGAGAUUUUCUGAUGCUAUUCCUUUAUUUCCAAAUAUACUUUGGAAACAACAAAACGGUGAUAUUUCCACAGCUUCCGGUUCUCCUUGGGAAUAUGGAACAGUCGAAACAAAGGAAGAUUUACAGAGGCUUUUACAAGUAUUGGAAUCUUUGAACAAGGACGUUGCUGCACAUGAAAGGGUUGUGUUGACUCCUUUUUUCAUUGUUUCUGGUCCAGAUAUUUCAGAAAUGAAGCUUAAAGGUUGUCCUGAAUCCAGUUGUGUUUAUGUAGAUGCUCCUAUAUACCUUAGAAACGGCGGUUCUGCAAAGUACCCGUUUCUCAGAGAAGGCUUAGAGCCACAAUACAAAGAGCUCUUUUCAAGACGUUUUUGGCAUCCUGAAUAUCAUGGAAGAGCGCACUUUGACGUUUUGAAGUGGUUUGUCGAAAUACAAACGCCAGAUUCUAUUGCACGGAAGUGUUUUGAGAGAGGACUAGUGUGCGGUAACAAUUAUUCUUCGUUGAGAAGUGAGCAUUCUAUGUUUUCCAGUCCUGAUAAAAACCCAGAUACUGAAGUGACGGAAUAUAUGCAAUGGAUUUCAGUUGGUUUACAUGCGUUUAUGGAGUUUUGGGGUUACAAACCAACUGUUAUUUCUUCACCACAUAAUACUUGGAGCUCUUCAUUAUUGCAAAGUGUAUUUCAAUUGGGUUUUAUAGGUGCAGAGUUGGGGGAUGAUCAAACAGCUCUGCUUGAAAGUUUUAAUACGUAUAGUCACCUAUCUCUUAUCAACCGAUUUCGAUAUGAUGCUUUUUAUCCGGAAUUUCAGUUCAGUUCACGGCUUGAACAACUUAUUUCACAUAUGAAUGAGACUCGGUUUACAUCUUUAUUAUGGCAUGCUCAAAACUCACUAUCAUCUUGUUUUGAUAGUGAAUACUUGGAUUAUUUAUCUAGCUGUUUUGUCAAAACCAUAGAGAAACUUCGUCAACAAGAUUGGCAUGUUGUUUUUCUUACGUCUUCAGAACUACAUCAAGUACGCAGGCGAGGAUGGAGCAGAGAAGUAUGGAUGGACCGUCUAGUCUACAGGAAUUUUUUGACAAAGCCAAUGGCGAUUAAUGUGGAUGAUUUGAGUCUCUUUAUAAGAACCAAUGAAACUUGGAGCAACCAUGUAUUACGUGUACAGCUUUAUAGUUAUUUAAACGAAACUUUUCGUCAUUUUGAAGGGCAGCCUAACUUUGUAUCUCAUAGAAAAGGACGGGGUCGUCUAUUUAUAUCCGUAUAUGAUACUCUUAUAUUACCUCCUGGAAGUUAUGUAGAAGUUACGGCAUUAUAAUGAUAUUAUAGUGAUAGGAAAUAA
Molecule: messenger RNA, 1771 nt
Organism: Galdieria sulphuraria
Lineage: Eukaryota; Rhodophyta; Bangiophyceae; Galdieriales; Galdieriaceae
Exons: 5
Coding region: 5-1747 (580 amino acids)
Source: RefSeq, a predicted model, not a curated record